UUACAUCAAAGUAACCAGUUGUGAAAAAGUGGUACAGGUCAUUAUGAUUUUGGAGGUACUUGAGUUUGAGGACAGAGAUAGGCUGUGCCAUGUAAAGCACAUUACAACUACAUAUGACCUACCUUGUUCAAUCUUCUAGAUAACCAAGUGGCACAUGAUUGUCGUCGUUUACAACAGACACACGUACAUGAACUAUGGCGUUGAUUAAGAUUUUCUUACUGAUGACACUUUGUUUUGAGUUUUCUGACAGCAGUAGCAUUCUUCUUGCACCUCAGGAUAUAGGCUACACUAGUCGAGUAACAAAUGUCCUUAGAAUUGGGCGAAUCUUACUGCAAGCUGGCCACGAAGUAACUGUAAUUGUGUCGGAUAGAAUAGAGAAUGAAUCUCUGUUUAAGCAUGCAGAGGGUUCUAACUUGGACUUAGCUUUUAGGGUUCUAACCUAUAAGACCCCGGCAUAUGAUCCGGAUACAGCUACAUCCACAACAAACCAGGAAUGGCUCAACUCUAUGGUAUACAAACCCUACACCACUCUUCUACCAAUCGCUGGGCAAGCAUAUGAAGAUAACUUAAAAUUUGCAUUAAAAGACAAGGACGUAUGGAAUGAAAUAGCAACAUCAAAAUUUGAUUUAAUUUUUGCAGACGAAGCUGUAUUUUUCCCGAGACUGGUUUCUGCAUAUUUUGACAUACCAAUGAUUGUGUACUGUAACUGGGGUCCAAUGUCACUUGAUGCAAAUUUUGCACCAAGAUUUAAUUUGGCAUUUGUUCAUGCUUUUUUCCCUGCAACAUACACUGACGAAAUGACAUUUACAGAACGGUUCAUGAACGUUGUAGAGUAUUGGCAUAUAAAGUGGACAUGGUACAAUAUGUACAAUAAAUUCAUCUCUAUCUGCAGAGAACAUGGCUACGGGGAUUCAUGUGACAAUAUACGAGAUGCAUACAAAACUAUAUCACUGUUCAUGAUGAAUAGAAAUGACGCUAUCCAUUACCCUGCUCCAUAUAUGCCCCAUAUCAUAUCUAUCGAAGGAUUUUUCAUGAUAUCUGAACCAAAGCCUUUGGAUACAGAGUACAGCAAAAUCAUCAAGAAAGCAGGAGAACAUGGCAUAAUUAUUGCUAGUUUUGGAUCUAUGCACCGUCGAUUAGAUCCUAAAACGAGUGAAACGUUUGCAACGGCCUUCGCUGCAAUGCCUCAGACCGUCAUAUGGAGCUAUGAGGGUCCCCCACCAAAAGGACUUGGAAAUAACACCAUUGUGAAAGAAUGGAUCCCUCAAGACGAUCUGUUGGCACAUCCUUCUACAAAAUUAUUGGUGACACAAUGCGGAGCGUCUGUAUUAUUCCAAGCAUUUCAUUAUGCUAUGCCCACUGUUGGAGUGCCGUUCUUUUGGGACCAACCUUUUAACUGCCACAAACUAACUCACAAAGUAAAGUCUGGGAAAACAGUUUUAUUGACGGAAAUGACGAGUGAAAAGUUUAGUAAUGCUAUGAAAGAGGUGAUCAGGGAUAAACGCUAUAAAGAUAAUGCAAAUAAAGCUGCUGAUAUCUUCCAUAGCCAACCUAUUGACCCAAAGAAAAAGCUUAUGUAUUGGAUAGAGUAUGUCAUCAAACAUAAAGGGGCACAUCAUUUGAGGUCUAAUGCAGAAAACGAGCUUAAUAUUUUCCAGUACUUUCUUCUUGACAUAACUGCAUUGGUCGUGUGCUCUUUGGUUAUGCUUGGUGGUAUUUUUGCUAUUAUUAUAAAGUAUUUGAUCCAAUACAUAGUAUGCGCCCGAAAGAAUAACAAAACAAAAAAGGACUAGGCAGACAAUAGUAUUGUAUCUCACUUCUGAUUCGCGCCUUUGAAAAUCUUUUAUGUCUGACUUUAAAUAAUCUGGAAAUAAGGUACGAACUAGAGGAUGGACGAACGGACAGAGGGUUUCGCUGUAUCUUGAAUAACUCUAUUCAUUUGGAUAACUACCAUUAAUCGACUAUUUGGUUUGACUUCAUGUCUUUACAAAUUCGGGCAUUAACAGCUGUGAAUUUUGGACAUCAUAAAAUUAACUAUAUGAAAACGAAAUAAUACUUUGUUUACUAAUAUAACUAAUAUACUACAAUACGAUUUAUUCUGUAACAUUAUAUUACACCCUAUGCAGACAGAGCCUGUGGGAAAUAUUGGGUGCGGAGCAAAUGAGCGGAGGGUGCGGAGCUAGCGGUCAUUUUUGAAUUUAAAUUUGGGAUAUUUCUGAAACUAAGCCGUUUUGGGACUUCAAAUAUACCAAGAUAUGUGUAUUUGACACCAAAUAUCAAUACAAUUGUGAAAAUAGUAGCGCAAUUCAUUCUAUAGCGACGCA
Molecule: messenger RNA, 2324 nt
Organism: Owenia fusiformis
Lineage: Eukaryota; Metazoa; Annelida; Polychaeta; Sabellida; Oweniidae
Source: the annotation of a GenBank genome assembly